AUGGCGGUUAUGGCGGUGGCGCGUGACCGAGCAGCGUGGCUGUCUCGCAAUAAAAAUGACACCUUUGUCGACGCUGUUGCUGAGAAUCUUCUUGACCGCUUAGAGGAUUGUAAGAAGAGUUUUCCCUCUGCAUUGUGUUUGAGAGGUUCUCUUGGUGCUGUUCAGCGUUUACUACGUAUGUGGUCGCGAUUCGUUGCACAGAAGAGUUUCCCCCUUAUCAAAGAGAGUUCGGUUGAUUUGAUCAUAAGUUCAUUGGCGUUCCACUGGACAAACGAUCUUCCAGGAUCCAUGAUACAGGUUUUCCCUUUUCGUUGCUUUUUUCCUGUGUAUGUGGUGAUUUACAAGCUGAGGAUAGCAUGCACUUUGGCUCACAUGAAGCGUGAAGGAGGCAUUAGUCCCCGGCUAUCCCCUUUGGCACAGGUGUGUGUGUGA
Messenger RNA from Eruca vesicaria subsp. sativa (arugula), 432 nucleotides. NCBI's taxonomy places the organism in Eukaryota, Viridiplantae, Streptophyta, Magnoliopsida, Brassicales, Brassicaceae. The record is from the annotation of a GenBank genome assembly.